CGUGUGUGUUCAGCCAGGUUUGAAUUUCGAUGUUUUUCUAUACGCAUGGAUGGAAAAUGGUCGUGUUAUUGAUUCGUUUCUCCAGCGUUUCAGGCCUGACGUAGCGAUCAGACCUGAUCAAGUCGAUUUCCAGCCUCGUGUGGUCGACAUUUGUUCCGAUGCAAGUAGCGGGAGGUAUUGUCGUAAUGUAUUUGAGAAAGACUACAAGGCUACUAUUGGUGUCGACUUUGAGUCAGAGCAAUACGUUUUCUUCAAUCGAUCAUUCAUUCUCCAGCUGUGGGACACAGCUGGUCAAGAACGGUUUAAGAGCAUUGCUGCUGCUUACUUUAAAGGAGCUAGAGUUAUUGUCAUAGCGGUUGAUCUUACGGACCUCGUGACAUUGAACAAUUCUAGUACUUGGUUACAAGAUGCCCUUCGAGACAAUCAUGACAAUGACUGUGACAUCUACUUGGUUGGUACCAAGAAAGAUCUUUGUUCUCAAAGUCGUUACGAGAGAAAGGAGCAAGCAGCCAUUGCUGUAGCAAACGUAUUAGGUGCAGAAUACUGGACAACGUCGUCACUAACAGGAGAGAAUGUAGAGUCAUUCUUUAAUAGAGUAGCAGCUCUUGCGUUUGAGAAGGCUGUACUACGAGAGCAAGAAGCAAUAGACAGUCGAUUGUGGCAUUGUUGAUGACAACGAUCCCAUUCGAGUGUCAAAGAGAGACAGUCGUAUUAAUAGUAGAAGCAGUCACUCAAAGAGCAAAUGCUGCAAGUAGUUGUCGAGUACGAGUGGUGGAAACAAUGAAAGCUAAUCGAUUUGUUACUUGUAUAUACUCAUUAUUAACUAAAGUCCGUUCACGCAUUAGAUAGACUGAGGAAUUCAGCGCGUAUCAGGACUAUAGUAUGGGUUUCCGAGGUCUAAUUGAUAUCGAUGGACAUCUCUUGAAG
Messenger RNA from Corticium candelabrum, 927 nucleotides. Its product is annotated as ras-related protein Rab-36-like. The transcript is spliced from 9 exons. The record is from RefSeq and is a predicted model, not a curated record. Bases 50 to 670 code for a protein of 206 amino acids. Lineage: Eukaryota; Metazoa; Porifera; Homoscleromorpha; Homosclerophorida; Plakinidae. Gene Ontology annotation, molecular function: GTP binding; GTPase activity. Gene Ontology annotation, biological process: vesicle-mediated transport.